AUGGGCAAUUUCAAUCUCUCUCACAGAGUUGUUAUGGCACCACUCACUAGGAUGAGAUCAUACAACAAUGUUCCUCAACCUCAUGCUGUCCUCUACUACUCUCAGAGAGCAACUAAAGGUGGUCUUCUCAUAUCAGAAGCUACCGGUGUCUCUGACACGGCUCAAGGGUUACCACAUACACCGGGUCUUUGGACAAAAGAACAAGUGGAGGCAUGGAAACCAAUUGUAGAUGCUGUCCAUGCUAAAGGCGGUGUCUUUUUCUGUCAGCUUUGGCAUGUUGGAAGGGCUUCAAAUUCAAGUGUUCAGCCGAAUGGACAAGCCCCAAUAUCUUCUACAGAUAAGUUACUCACAAACACUGCUUUUCAAAAAUUCACACCUCCGAGACCAUUAAGGACAGACGAAAUUCCUAAUAUUGUGAAUGACUUCAAACUUGCUGCAAGAAAUGCUAUUGAAGCUGGUUUUGAUGGGAUUGAAAUCCACGGAGCUCAUGGCUAUUUAUUCGAACAAUUCAUGAAAGAUUCCGAGAGAGUUGUUACCUCACAACCAUCUUUUUCAUAUGAAGCUUUCAAGCAAAUGUGUUCUUCGUCUUCAUCGGAUGAAGGAUCUUCAAAGAUUCUACUAGAGGUUUAUUCUUCAAGAGUUCUACUUAACGUUGAGUCUCUAAAGAAAUUGUUUGUUGAGACUUCUUCCUCAUUUCUUCUUUUGAAUAUUCUAUUUGAUGAAACUUCUUCAUCUUCUUCAUUGAAUGAAGCUAAUAUUAUUGAUGAAGUUUCUCCAUUAUCAGACGAAAAAUCUUUUGAGGGACGUUCAUCUAUCGAGAUUGUUCUUUCAAAUGAAACUGUCGGAGUUGACUUUUCUUCUUUGACUUUUCUUCUUUGA
Messenger RNA from Vicia faba (fava bean), 879 nucleotides. The record is from the annotation of a GenBank genome assembly. Lineage: Eukaryota; Viridiplantae; Streptophyta; Magnoliopsida; Fabales; Fabaceae.